Rhododendron vialii is the source of this 586-nucleotide messenger RNA. RefSeq names its product mitochondrial zinc maintenance protein 1, mitochondrial. The coding region runs from base 82 to 408 and encodes 108 amino acids. The record is from RefSeq and is a predicted model, not a curated record. Gene Ontology annotation, biological process: mitochondrial respiratory chain complex III assembly. The transcript is spliced from 2 exons. Lineage: Eukaryota; Viridiplantae; Streptophyta; Magnoliopsida; Ericales; Ericaceae.
AAGCAGAUGCACCGCAGUUGAAGAAAGCACUGCCCCUUCGGAGCUGCUGUGAAGACUGAAGAGUGGCACAGAGAGAGAGAGAUGGGGGGAAGGGGAGCAGGGGAGGCGUUGAUGGCGUACAGAGCGGUGCUAAGAGCGACUCGAAAAACGUUCGCAGGGGACCACUUGAUGUUGAGGGAGUCGGCGGCGGAGGUGAGGAAGAAAUUCGAGGAGAACCGCCACGUCAGCUCCGAAACCGAGAUCCAGAGACUCCUCGCUGAGGCUCGUGAGGCUUCUGAUUUCAUUUCCACCACCAUUGUCCAGGCCAAACUCAACCCCUCCGGCGGUUACGAGGUGAAGCCAGGUAAAGAGCAUGCAGGAGCGAUGCUUGAGAUUCCUUCCGAAGAGAUUCUUAACAAGGCUGCAUGAGGAGAGGAGGGAGUUAAUUGGCAUCCAAUUGGCAAAUUCUCCGUGUGCUCUAUUGACACUGUUGAACUUAACAAUACUGUAAUAAGCUAUUAUUUUGGGUUUCAUUUUGUUCUAUUGAAUCAACAAUUAGAUGUGAGCGAAUCUAACCCUUCUUUAACAACAAUGGUUUGUUUUUCUA